Molecule: messenger RNA, 2070 nt
Organism: Homo sapiens (human)
Lineage: Eukaryota; Metazoa; Chordata; Mammalia; Primates; Hominidae
Gene: TPRX1
Product: tetrapeptide repeat homeobox 1
Exons: 4
Coding region: 1-1527 (508 amino acids)
Biological process (GO): regulation of transcription by RNA polymerase II
Cellular component (GO): nucleus
Molecular function (GO): DNA binding
Source: RefSeq, marked validated
AUGGAUGAAGCUGGAAACCAUCAUUCUGAGCAAACUAUCACAAGGACAGAAAACCAAACACCGCAUGCUCUCGCUCAUAGGAGGAUGGGGCCCUGUCUGUCUUGUUCUCAGCUGUAUUCCCAGUACCUAGGACUGUCCCAGACACACAGCAGCCCUCCCCUGGCCCUGGACCCUCCAAGGAGACAGCGGCAGGAGCGCACGGUCUACACUGAAAGCCAGCAGAAAGUGCUAGAAUUUUACUUUCAGAAGGACCAGUACCCGAACUACGACCAGCGACUGAAUCUGGCGGAGAUGCUCAGCCUCAGGGAGCAACAGCUGCAGGUGUGGUUCAAGAAUCGCCGCGCCAAACUAGCUCGGGAGCGGCGGCUCCAGCAGCAGCCCCAGCGCGUCCCUGGGCAGAGAGGCCGAGGAGCCCGCGCUGCGCCCCUAGUCCCUGCAGCCUCUGCCUCCGCACCUCAGCGGGGCCCCUCGGGAAUCCUUCCAGCGGCGGAACCCACGAUCUGCAGCCUCCACCAGGCCUGGGGUGGCCCUGGGUGCAGAGCCCAGAAGGGCAUCCCAGCUGCCCUGAGUCCAGGCCCUGGCCCGAUCCCUGCCCCAAUCCCAGGCCCAGCCCAGAUCCCAGGCCCACUCCCUGGCUCAAUUCCAGGCCCAAUUCCAGGCCCAGCUCAGAUCCCAAGCCCGAUCCCAGCCCCAAUCCCAGGCCCAAUUUCAGGCCCAGUCCAGAUCCCAGGCCCAUUCCGUGGCCCAAUCCCAGGCCCAAUUUCAGGCCCAGCCCCGAUCCCAGGCCCAAUCUCAGGCCCAUUCUCAGGCCCAAACCCAGGCCCGAUCCCAGGCCCAAACCCAGGCCCGAUCCCAGGCCCAAUCUCAGGCCCGAUCCCAGGCCCAAUCUCAGUCCCGAUCCCAGGCCCGAUCCCAGGCCCAAUCUCAGGCCCAAUCUCAGGCCCAAACCCAGGCCCGAUCCCAGGCCCAAUCCCAGGCCCAAUCUCAGGCCCGAACCCAGGCCCGAUCCCAGGCCCAAUCUCAGGCCCGAACCCAGGCCUGAUCCCAGGCCCAAUCCCAGGCCCAAUCUCAGGCCCAGGCCCAAUUAUAGGCCCGAUUCCCAGCCCAGCCCAGAUCCCAGGCCCAGGCAGACUCCAAGGCCCAGGUCCCAUCUUAAGUCCUGGCCGGAUGCGAAGCCCUGGCUCACUUCCAGGCCUAGCCCCGAUUUUAGGCCCAGGCUCAGGCCCAGGCUCAGGCUCAGUCCCAGCUCCAAUCCCAGGCCCAGGAUCACUCCCAGCCCCAGCCCCCUUAUGGCCUCAGAGCCCCGAUGCCUCCGACUUCUUGCCAGACACCCAGUUAUUCCCUCACUUCACAGAGCUGCUCCUACCCCUAGACCCCUUGGAGGGAUCCUCAGUCUCCACCAUGACCUCUCAGUACCAAGAAGGGGAUGACUCUAUGGGCAAAAAACACUCAGGGUCUCAGCCCCAAGAGGAGGGUGGCUCUGUGAAUGAAAAUCACUCAGGCCCCAGGUUAUUACUGGAUUUAUAGGGGGCCUGUGCCUGCAAAGUUCUUCAGAUCCCAGAGGGCCUGGAGUGGCUGAUCUACACUGCUGGUGACUUUCUGCAGUGAAUGCAUCACCCUUUACCCACCCUGCUGCAGGUGGACAUUUGCUGUCUUCACUGUGCAGCUAUCACAGGUGGCUCUGCUGUGAAUGUGCCUGCCUGUCAUUUGAAUUGAGCCUGAGCGUUUCUCUGCUGGGAUUGGAGUCGCUGCUCACUGGGAUAUCUGGCAUUAGUGGAUGCUGCUCGAGAGCUUUCUAAAGGGCUUUUCCCAGGGCUUCUGAUGGUCAGCAUCUUCCCCAACACUUAGGAUUGUGAGACUUUUUAAUGUUUGUCGAUCCAAUGACUUGUGGUUUUGUUGUGGUUGUAAUAUCCAUUUCCCUGAUGAUUGAGAAGUUAAACCCUCACAUGUUAAUUGAACCUUAGAUAUCUUCAUAAUGUGUAUUUGUUUACCCCUUUUCCUUCAUUUAUUUGAAUGUAUUCUUAUAUUCUCUUGGCAAUUAAAGUUCUGCAGACACCUUUCCUAUUUGCA